AUUGAAACCAACUUCAACAAUAUAACCUACCCCUGCAACGAACAGCCUCGCUGAACAAAAUUCAUUGAGUCGUUGAAAGAUCCUUGUGGACACCUCCGACACAUAUUGUUAUGUCAUCCUUCAGUGGUCCACCGAAUGAGCUUCAGUGCUGUAUAUGUCUGGAUGUGUUCAUUGAUCCAGUCAGCACUCCAUGCGGACACAACUUCUGCAAGACCUGUCUCAAUAAACACUGGGACAACAGCCAGACCUGCAGCUGUCCGUACUGUAAAGAGACAUUCAAGGAAAGACCCGAUCUCAAAAUUAAUACCACACUUCGAGAGCUCGUAGAUCACUAUAAAAAGAAACAUCCACAGGUUUUGUGUGAUUUCUGUGAGGAAAGAAAGCUGCAAGCCCUGAAGUCAUGUCUGGUGUGUCAGGUGUCUUACUGUGAAACUCACCUGGAGCCUCAUUUGAGAGUGACAGGUUUAAAGAAACACAAACUGAUAAAGCCUGUGAGUAAUCUGGAGGACUAUAUAUGUCAGACACAUGAGAGUCCUCUGGAGCUGUUCUGUAGAGAUGAUCAGAUGUGUGUGUGUCUGAUGUGCUCUGUGAUAGACCACAAGAACCACAGCACUGUUCCUCUAGAAGAUGAAAUUAAAGAGAAGAAGACAAAGAAGGACUUGCAGCAGAUGAUCCAGGACAGAUUAAAGAAGAUUCAAGAAAUCAAACAGUCAGGAAAGAGAUUUUACACUGAACUUCAGGAGAUGAUGAAGGACCAGCAGAAAGCAGCAGAGAAACAGGAGCAAGAGUUCAUUAAAGAUCUGGAGCAGGAGAUCACUGAGUUAAAGAUGAGAAACACUGAGCUAGAGCAACUCUCACACACUGAAGAUAACCUCCACCUCCUACAGAUUUACUCAUCUCUGCGCAGACCUACAAACACCAGCAACUGGUCUCAGAUUAGCAUGAAGACACACCAGAGUCUGGAGAAUCUGAAAGGAGCAGUGACUCAACUGCAGGAAACUCUAGAUUCGAAACUUACACAAACUGUGCUAAAGUGGAUGCAGCAUUAUGCAGUGGAUGUGACUCUGGAUCCAGAUACAGCUCAUUAUAUACUCAUCCUGUCUGCAGAUAGAAAACAAGUGACAGUCGGAGGCAUUUGGCAGAGUCUUCCAGACAACACAAAAAGAUUUGAUAGAUAUACAAAUGUCUUGGGAAUUGAGGGAUUCUCCUCAGGGAGAUUUUAUUUUGAGGUGCAGGUGAAGGGUAAGAUUGAAUGGGAAUUAGGAUUGGCUCAAGAAUCCGUUAAGAGGAAGGGAGUGAUCACACUGAAUCCCAGUAAUGGUUACUGGAUUGUGUGCCUAAAGAAUGGGAAUGAAUAUUCUGCUCUCUCUGAACCCCCUGUAGCUCUGGAUUUAAAAGUAAAGCCGCAGCAGAUCGGUGUGUUUGUAGAUUAUAAGGAGGGUCUGGUCUCUUUUUAUGAUGUGGAGUCCAGCUCUCUUAUCUACUCUUUCACUGGUGAGUCUUUCAAUGGGAAACUCUAUCCAUAUUUUAGCCCUGAUCUAAACUAUGAAGGUAAAAACUCUGCCCCAAUGAUCAUCACACCUGUCAAUUACAGUAAAUGAAUAUAAAUAUAAAUGUAAAUGGUGACCAGUGGCUAUACUGUAGGUGAUGUGCAAAAAGUUCACUAGAUGACACUAUAUAGUUUCUAAAUAGAAUUCAGAAAAUCAGGAAUUGUACUAGACAAAUAAAUUCAGAACUUUCUUUAAUAUACCGAGAUUUAACUUGAACCUGGUGACUGCCAGCAUAUGUGUGUGUGUUUGUGAGAAUGAGUGUUUGGUUUGUGCAGAUAUAUUUAGAGCAGGGCUGUCCAAACUCAGUCCUGGAGGCUUGGUGUCCUGCAGAGUUUGGCUCCAACCUUAAUUAAACACACCUGAAGAGCCAAUCAAGCUCUUAUAGUCCAGUCUAGAGCUCAUGAAUGCAUGUACUAGCUUCUCUGCAUCAAAUACCAGUAACAUGCAGCUUGACAAUGUUGCUAAGAAGAAUGCUGUUCUUACAGGGGAAAUGUGAUUUUUAAAAGACAAAUUGCUGUCUAAUAUAAUACCCAGAUUGUUGUUUUAUGCCAUCUUGUUUUGAAUAAAAAUGUUUUGUCCUUUU
Puntigrus tetrazona (Sumatra barb) is the source of this 2133-nucleotide messenger RNA. Its product is annotated as E3 ubiquitin-protein ligase TRIM39-like. The record is from RefSeq and is a predicted model, not a curated record. Gene Ontology annotation, molecular function: protein binding; zinc ion binding. The transcript is spliced from 7 exons. NCBI's taxonomy places the organism in Eukaryota, Metazoa, Chordata, Actinopteri, Cypriniformes, Cyprinidae. The coding region runs from base 111 to 1601 and encodes 496 amino acids.